Ostrea edulis (European flat oyster) is the source of this 2516-nucleotide messenger RNA. RefSeq names its product RYamide receptor-like. Gene Ontology annotation, molecular function: neuropeptide Y receptor activity. Gene Ontology annotation, biological process: neuropeptide signaling pathway. Lineage: Eukaryota; Metazoa; Mollusca; Bivalvia; Ostreida; Ostreidae. The transcript is spliced from 2 exons. Gene Ontology annotation, cellular component: membrane. Bases 632 to 1711 code for a protein of 359 amino acids. The record is from RefSeq and is a predicted model, not a curated record.
CGUUUUAACAAAAAAAUUGCAAGAAAUGUAAUGAUCAAAGUCAUUCUUAUGAAUCCUUCAAACGACGCUUCAUACAUUCCUUAAAAGGUAGAAAUUGCAAUCUAAUCGUAACGCAAACAGGUUAUUAUUUUUAGCAAUAAGAUGUCGGUUAAUUUUUUUUUAAUGCAUCCCGAUUACAUGUGGGACUAAAAUUAGAUUAAAUAAGGACAAAUUUGAAAUGACAUUCAGCAUGAUUAUAACGAGAUAAAUAAAUAAUAUUUUAAGAACGAGACACUGCUUUCGUAAGAAAAUUAGAUUAAAUUAGGACAAAUUUGAAAUGACAUAUUCAGCAUGAUUAUAUCGAGAUAAAUUAAUAUUUUAAGAACGAGACACUGCUUUCGUAAGAAACAUGUACGUUUGUUUCAGAUUGAUGCUUAAUCAUAAGAUAAUAUUCAAGAAUAUUGCAUCAUUACCUGCACAUACAUGUGCCGUACAGUGUAUACGAAAAAUCCAAUAUAAAGGCUGAGCUAGCCGAUUUAUUCGAUCAUUCGCUGAGUGACACUGCUAUCAAGUCGUACUUAGUUGGGACCGGAUAGUUGUCAUAUGCAGUUCUUAACGUGGACAGUGACAUUGUGAGGAUCAGCAGAUCAAAAUGGAUGACAGUUCCAAAAUGUUAAACACCAGUGGCAAUUUUCUAUUUAAAGAUGAUUGCAUUUCAGAUGUUGGACUCAUGGAGUGUAUAUUUUUGAUUCUGUAUGCUUCAAUUACUGUAGUGGCUAUUGUCGGGAACUUCGUCGUUUGUUACAUUAUAGUAACAGAGAAGAUGCUAAGAAGUGUUACAAACUUGUUUCUGUUCAAUAUAGCUAUUGCAGAUAUUACCAAGACCAUUAUUCUGGUUCCGUUUUCUUUCAUGCCAAACCUUUUGCUUGCAUACUGGCCAUUUGGGAAGUUUAUGUGCCCGUUUGUUCUUUAUUCCCAGAUAGUUGCAGUGUUUGCGAGUGCCUUUACACUGGUUGCAAUGAGUGCAGAUCGUUACGUAGCCAUUAUUUACCCGUUGCGACCAAAACUGACCCAUAAAGGUGUGAUGUGUAUUUGUGGGGUUGUUUGGAUUAUGGCAUUGUUGGUUCCAAUCCCCACUGCUGUUACAGGGAAAGUUCAAGUCGCAUUUGAAAACAGAACGGGGAUAUGUCAGAAGGGAAGAUGCUUUGAAGACAUGGAUGAAGCGUUGAGAUUUCCGUACAGUCUCUGUAUUAUGUCGCUCCAGUAUUUCAUUCCCUUAAUUGCGCUCACUUUCACGUACGGCCACAUUGCAUAUGUUAUCUGGAUAAAAAUCAUCCCUGGAGAAGUUGUACAAAGACAGGAUGAACGUCAGGCAUCAUCCAAAAGAAAAAUGGUGAAAAUGAUGAUUGUCGUGGUUCUUCUGUACGCUGUCUGUUGGCUUCCACUCCAUGCCCUCCAACUAGCGACAGAUGAAAAUCCAGACAUAUUUGUCAAUGUGAAAAAUUUCCGGUAUAUUUGGAUCGCCUGUGAAGUGGUGUCCGCCAGCCAUUCAUGUUACAAUCCAUUUGUUUACUUUUGGAUGAACAGAAAAUUUAAAAAUGCCUUUCGAGCAUUCUAUAAGAAAUGCUUCUGUUGUUUAAGAUCUUCACGAUUUAAAUAUGGUGACAUACCAGUGUCACGACAAACUUCGAUGACAAUGACAGUUAAAUUCGGAAGACAAUCCAGUAAAUAAAGUAAACAUUUAUAUCUACAUCUAUCUAACAUCCAUCAAUCAGUGUUGUGAGAAGUUGUAUCAAUUUUAACUUGUUAUAUUCAGGACCCAGUUACACGAAGGUUAGUUAACAUUAACUAACAGUUUGUCAUUAACUCUUAAAUUCAUAUAGUGAGAACUAGACGUUAACUGUCAGUUAAACGUAACCAAUGUUUUGAACAAAUGGGUCCUGGUUGAUACCUUUUGAUGACGGAGCCUCUAUUCUACAUUUAUUAAUGAUAAUCUUAUUUAGAGAAUGUAAUUAUCAUCUUUCACUGAAUUCAGACGAACGUUUUCAAUUGUACAUACAAACGUGUUCAAGUCUAGCUGUUUCCCAUAUACUUGCAAAGCCAAAAAAAAAUUUAAAUGAAUAUGCCCAUAGUUUUUUGUUUUUUUCUCUCUCACUUUUUUGUCUUCAACACACCUCGUUUGAAUCUUGAGUUAUGUUGUAGAUAUUAUACAGCAACCAAUUCUGAUGUGAAUUUGAUAAUAUUUACAAAAGCUUAAUAAAGUAGCUCAAUAUUGUUACAAUAGGGUAUUCUGUUGGUAAAGCAUUGAUUCAUUUUCUUUUCGAUUGUUAUGCUUUAUUGUUCUAUAACAUACUGUAAGGUGAAGAAGUUAAUAAAAUUCAUCAUUAUAUUUUUGACUUCGCUAAUGGACUGGUGUUUAGGGCGCUUGUUUAUGAUGUUAGGGGAGAUUCAACAGACUUGUUUGAAGUCAAUAUUUCAUACAUUCUAUGGUCGUUAUGAUAAUGAUCUUAUUUGCAAAUACAGCCUGUCGAAUACCA